UAAAACGUACGAAGUUGAUUCUUCCAACUCCAAAUCUCGUCGUCUCCUUGUUCACUCGAUCGCUAGUCGCUGCUUUGCCUCUUGCCUUUCAUCCAAAUAUUGAAUCCAUCGACCACGACUCCAACAGCGGCCAUCUCCGCAACAAGCUCUGUGGCUCUCAGUUGCAAGGAAAAAAAGGAGUUUUGGCAAAUUUCCUUCAUUACAUUUGUUCAGAACUUUAGAGAAUGAUGGAAGAUCGUUUUGAUUUACAUGAUGUAUCAAAAGAGUCGGAAACUAAAGAAAAGAAGUACCUCAGAGGAGAAGGUGCUAAUUUAGAGGUUUUGAAAGACAAAAAACUAAAGGGUCAACUUUCAGUUAGAGAAGAAUUGCAUGUAAUAUCUGCAAAAACUGCUGCCAAGGCUGAGAAGUGGCUUAUGCCAAGUGAGGAAGGCUAUCUUGAGGCUGAAGGCAUUGAAAGGACAUGGAGGAUCAAACAAGAUGCUAUUGCUUCUGAAGUUGAUAUCUCAAGCAAAAAGAAUCAACAUGACAUAAUCUUACCAGAUCUUGGUCCAUACACUCUGGAUUUCACAUCAAGUGGAAGGUACAUGGCUGUAGCUGGGCGCAAAGGCCACAUGGCAAUGGUAGACAUGAAAACUAUGAGCCUAAUUAAAGAGAUGCAGGUUAGGGAAACGGUGCGUGACAUUGUGUUUCUGCAUAAUGAGCUCUUCUUUGCCACUGCCCAGAAAAAGUACCCAUAUAUUUAUAAUAGGGAUGGCAUUGAACUGCACUGUUUAAAGGAACAUGGUGCAGUGUUACGGCUUCAGUUUUUGAAGAACCAUUUUCUCUUGGCAUCAAUAAACAAAUUUGGGCAGCUCCGUUAUCAAGAUGUCACAACGGGUCAGAUGAUUGGUAAUAUCCGGACAGGUUUAGGUCGUACUGAUGUGAUGCAAGUUAAUCCCUUCAAUGGGGUUGUUGCUUUGGGUCAUUCAGGAGGUACAGUGAGCAUGUGGAAACCCACCAGUUCAAAUCCCAUUGUCAAAAUGCUCUGUCAUCCUGGUCCUAUCUCGGCAAUGGCAUUCCACCCUAAUGGCCAUCUCAUGGCCACAUCUGGCAAGGAAAGGAAAAUUAAGAUUUGGGACUUGAGAAAGUUCGAGGUUCUCCAAACCAUGCCAGGCAAUGCAAAGACCUUGGACUUCAGUCAAAAGGGAUUGCUAGCCGCUGCAACUGGAUCAUUCGUUCAGGUUUUCAGAGAUUUCUCAGAAUCCCGGGAUUAUAGCAGAUAUAUGGGUCAUUCUAUGGUGAAAGGUUACCAGAUAGGAAAAGUAUUGUUUAGACCAUAUGAAGAUGUUCUUGGCAUAGGGCAUUCCAUGGGAUGGUCUUCAAUUCUUAUUCCAGGGUCCGGAGAACCAAACUUUGAUACUUGGUUAGCAAAUCCAUUUGAAACAUCUAAACAGCGGAGAGAAAAGGAAGUUCGGUCUCUUCUUGACAAGCUUCCGCCCGAGACAAUCAUGUUGGACCCAUCAAAGAUUGGCACUGUGAAGCCAGUUAAGAAGAAAGAGAAACUGACGAAACAAGAAAUGGUAGAUGAGAUGGAAGCUGCUGUUGAAGCUGUCAAGAACACCACUUUUAAGAACAAAACAAAAGGAAGGAGUAAGGAUAGUAAGAGAGCAAAGAAGAGAAAGGAGAUUAUUGGGAGAGCCAAGAGACCUUUCUUGGAUCAGCAAAUGAAAGAGGAAGAAAAAUUGGCUAAAAAGAAGCAGAAAACUAACGAGGAAAAUGCACUACCAGCAGCUUUGCAGAGAUUUCAACGCAAAAACACUACAGCUUGAAUGUGCUGAAAUUUUUUUUUUUCUUUUUCAAAUCAAUUUUCUUUACCCUAACUUAAAAUGUAUUCCAAUGGUGGUUAAUUAUAACCAAACUGUAUCCUCGAGUUUUGGUUCUCAAAAGGAAUGAUUAUUUUUAUAUUUAUUUUCUUUUGGCAGUUUA
Messenger RNA from Jatropha curcas, 1965 nucleotides. RefSeq names its product Transducin/WD40 repeat-like superfamily protein. Gene Ontology annotation, molecular function: protein binding. NCBI's taxonomy places the organism in Eukaryota, Viridiplantae, Streptophyta, Magnoliopsida, Malpighiales, Euphorbiaceae. Gene Ontology annotation, biological process: maturation of SSU-rRNA from tricistronic rRNA transcript (SSU-rRNA, 5.8S rRNA, LSU-rRNA). Gene Ontology annotation, cellular component: small-subunit processome; nucleolus; 90S preribosome. The record is from RefSeq and is a predicted model, not a curated record.